Molecule: messenger RNA, 1884 nt
Organism: Trichoderma breve
Lineage: Eukaryota; Fungi; Ascomycota; Sordariomycetes; Hypocreales; Hypocreaceae
Product: fungal specific transcription factor domain-containing protein
Exons: 4
Coding region: 1-1884 (627 amino acids)
Biological process (GO): regulation of DNA-templated transcription; DNA-templated transcription
Molecular function (GO): zinc ion binding; DNA-binding transcription factor activity, RNA polymerase II-specific; DNA binding
Source: RefSeq, a predicted model, not a curated record
AUGAAAGACUCUACGGAGGUAGCUGUCUCGUCUCGGAGGGGAGGAAGAAGAAAGGCAUGCGAUCUAUGCUGCCAAAAGAAGAUUCGUUGCAACGGUGCAAAACCGCGGUGCUCUCAUUGCCAGAUCUACGAAUCGGAAUGCGUGUAUAAUGGCGUGCAGCGGAAGACAGUUCCACGGGUCAAUAGUGCCCCUAGAGUUGAGUCUCUCGAGGCUCGUAUGGGCCGCAUGGAGUUAAUACUCGAGGGUCUGAAGACGCAGAUUGAUAUCCUGUCUAAGAGAGGGGAAAUUGAAUCGGCUGUUGAGGAUGUUCAAGAAGUCUUUCCAUCAAGCGAAGAACGAGAAGAUGAACGAACUCUUCCACCACUCUCUGACAUUCUUCCUAUAGUGGACGAGUACUUCUCAUCCACUAAUCGGCUCUUACCUCUAUUUGAUCAGAUAAAAUUCAUGCAGAUGCUGCGUGGCUGGUACUCAAAUCCAGAUCAGCGUGGUUCGGCUACCUGGGCAGCCAUUAAUGUCGUUCUUGCGCUUGGUUUACUCCUCCAGCCACAUAUUAAUGCUGGUGGAGAUUUGACGGUAGCAACGCUCGUCAAGAAUGCACAAUCGGUCCUUGAUGAGAUAGUCACUCGCGAAGAAGAUAUACUCAGUGCACAAAUCGUCCUUGGCCUCUGUAUCCUUUUUCAGGAAUCGCCCGAUCCUCAGCCUGCAAGUGUCUUGGUCGCGACGGCUAUCACAUUGGUGCACAGACUGAGACUCUAUAGUCGGUCGGGACAAGAGAAUCUUAGUCAGGCAGAUAUCAGACAGCGCGACCGCUUGUUCUGGAUCGCCUACAUCCUGGAUAAGAGUAUCAGCCUGCGGGCGCAGCAGCCGCCUCUGCUCUCCGAUGCGUGGACAGAUAUCGACCUGCCGGAAGCUGACCCCAUUGAUGGCGCCGGUGUCGUCUAUAGCCUCCAAGGAACGAGUAAGAUAAACUUUUUCCGCCUUCGAGUACAGCUAGGGAUCAUUCAGGGAAAGGUAUAUGAAUGGCUGUAUUCAGUGACUGCGGAUAAACUGUUGUCAGCUGCGAAAGAACAAUUCGUACAGUCAGUCGAGUGUACGCUCCAUCAAUGGGAGGAAAGCUUGCCAAGAGAGUUCAUGCCGGAUUCCAUCCUUGAAUCCGCUCCUUUAGGGACUGUACAGCACCUGGCUUCCCUGCACUGGACCUAUCUUCAUACCUCGGCCCUGAUACAUCGGGCUCAUUCACACAACCAGAAGUGGAUACAGAUUAUCCUUCAACGCAGCGCUAUUAUCAUUGACGAACCGAUCAGAUGUGCCAUCACUAGCCCACAGCCGUCUCUACCAGGAUCCUGGUCUAAGUUGGUUAGCUCUUCACGGGCGUGCAUGAAGCUUUGGGAUAGCAUGCUGACGUACAAUGAACCGUUGAUCUGGUCCACGCUAUGUGGUCGAAUCACGGGACUCCUUCUGCUCCUAGUGAACAAUCUGACGGAGCCUCAGCAUGAGAUGCUGAUAGCAGACCAGAGACUUGUCGAGGCCGCCAUACAAUCACUAGUGCCGAUAGCUGCGAAAUUAAGAAACAGGCAGUUCCAACAAGUUUAUCACGCCUGCGAGGAGCUGGCACUCAAGGUUCGGAUUUUGAUAGAGCGGAGCAUCAACGUGGUCUCCGCCUCCGAGGCACAAUACUUUUUGGCGGAAGUUCAAUUGGGAAGCUCUCUUGACGAACCUGGAACCCAGCCGGUCCUGGGAUUGGUACAAGGAUUGUAUCAUGGCGGUAAGCGCCCAGAAGUAAUGCCAACAAACCCAUUAGGGGAGGCAAUAUUGCAAGAAGAUGGGAGUCCAUUGGUCGAUAAUUCUGCUAUAUCUGGCACCGCUUUAUUUAGUUGGAAUUAG